AUGACUCGUAGCCGUAUUGAACUUGCGGAUGCUGUCAAUUUCGUGACCGAACCUUGGCCAGAUGCUAGUUUGGAUCUGUAUUUGAUGAUCCAUUACAUGUUGCUUCGUGAAGAGUUAGUUGGUCCAUUGCGUCUUGCCAUUAACAGUUAUAUUUUCGGCAAACGGUCGAACGAUGUCACCGAUGCGGUCAUUCCUGGCUUACGCAUUUUUGGAACCAUCUCUAGUCCGACGCAUACGGAUCCAUUAAUUAUUUUCCAGGUUCAAAGCAAGAUGCUAUCCACGAUGCGUCAUCUUGUAAAGGAAGGUGCUCUCGCGAUGCUUAUGCCAGAAAAGACGGUGGAUUCGGACGAUCAUCAGCGCUACUUGACCAGCAUGUCAGGCAAAGUCAUUCAUGCCAUCGUCGCCCUCAUUUCGUCCGAAGUAAACGAUACCAAUCUGCUAUCAUUGCCCGAUACGCAUCUUAUUGCCCUUCACGUAUCUCCCGAGGAACUGAAGAAAAUUACUUGGUCAACCACGUAUGUCAUGGUGGUGGGUCAUGCGAAUGCCAACGCUUUGCUCCCUGUGCUUUCAUGGCUGCGUGAACAGAGCUUGAACGUUGAACUUUCGAAUAUUUCACAGAGCAUUGCACCUCGUAUACUAUUUGUAACGGAAGAUGUAAAAGAAAAGGUGAUUUCGCAGGCGGACAAUUCCCCCUAUGCUGUCAAUGAGGAAGACACAGUGCCUGACUACCUGCAUCUGCCCUUGGAUCUUUCCACCGUUAUGGCUCCUGAAUAUGCUGGCAGUAGAGCGAACCCGAGUCUCGAUGAUUGGCCCCGAUUGUCCGAACAGGAACUUCUUUUGCCGCCUUACCAGCGUCCUGCACUUUACACUCUGUCGCCAAGUCAAGUAGAUGCACUCAAAUAUGCCCUCACUCAUCGAAUCGCGGUCAUCUCCGGAGACAUCGGUACCGGUAAAACGUAUCUCGCUAGCAAGCUGGUCGAGCUCAUUUAUCAGGGCCUAGUUGAUAGCCAGUGCUUCCAUCCAGUUGUCGUGAUCACGCGCACCGAAGCUGGCCUGGAUAGCAUUCUCGAUCGUGUCAUUGACACGGUUCCUGACCUCAUCCGCUUUGGUAGCCCGUCGGAAAUCCAACGCUUAACAGAACGCCAAGGUAUCCAUAUAAGCGUUCCCAAUGUCAACGAUCCCAAUCGACGACAGAUCAAUUCCAUUGAAAAGAACCAGGCGUACACACAAGCCAAACUGACCGCUCUGUGGAAUUAUCGUUGGCGCGUGCAAAAUGGGGAUCCUUCGGUCCUAGUAACAAGCAUGCCACCUUCUUAUGCAGAGGCACUCCGCUCCGGUUACAGACAGCUUGUUGGCAGACGAGAUGCGACAGCGUCCUCCGAUGAAGUGUGGAGUUGCUGGUUAAAUGCGGAACCCGUGGACGCGCAACGAUUCAACGAUCAGUGGCGCCAGGCUCAUCAAUCGCUCGUGACAACCAUGAUCGACAAUAAAUCAUGCCGACUCCCUGAUAUCAUGGAAACUCAAAAUUACAUGUCCCGUCAACGAUGGAUUGAAAAGCAUUUGCCUUCCAUCAAUGCUUUGGGUACCGCUACUCACUGGCCGUUGUCACAAUCACGUCAAGGCAACGCGGUUCGUGGUGAUAUGACUGAGGCUUGGUCGACAAUCCCCUCCCAUAGUUUGUGGGAACAAACACCUGAACAGAGACGCAAUAUAGUACAACAAGUCAUUCGUGCUAUGCUUCAGAAUAUUGACAAGGAUAUUGAUGACCUGUUGGAUCAACAGUUCAAAGCGUCAAAGACAUUGGAAGAAGCACGAUGUCAAAAAUUGAUAUCGACUUGCCGCUUUGGUCGGGUUCUCGGUAUGACGGCUGAUUUUGCUGCUGCCAAUCGCGAUUUCCUUGCCGCACUUUGGCCCAAAGUCUUGAUUGUGGAUGAAGCUUCGGAAAUCCUUGAAUCGGUCAUUGCCUCGUCUGCCCUUGGCGUACGUAUGGAACAUCUUAUCCUGCUGGGCAACGGAGAUAGUGAUCACAAGCCAAAGGUGUGGCAUGAUCCUUUACGCGGUGCUCCUUCUCACCUGGAUGUAUCACUGUUUGAACGAUGGCGGCAGUCGGGUGGUGAGAUGGUGAAUUUGGAAGAACAGUGGCGCAUGUGUGAACCUGUCGCUGCCGUCUUCUAUGCAUUGCAACGUCCGUCGGCCUCAGCAGCACUUGACAUGGAAAUCGACAAUCGUGCGGAAGAAACGAAGCCGGGAUUGUUGGGGCUGGAUCACGCAGUUUAUUUUAUUGAUUAUGCCGCCGAUCCUCAAGCUCGUAGUAUUAACAGACAUAUGAGCACCUUUGUUGGAGCUACUGUCACAGAAGACAACAUGGAUGAAGCGCGAUAUGUGUGUCACCUGGCGUUAUACAUGAUGCAACAAAGCGAGAAAUCGCCGAAGCUUUCGAUCCUCGUGUUUUCACCUAUACAAAAAAGGCUUUUGGAGGCGUAUCUACAGUAUGAAAUGCCACAUUACAGCAAUUUCUCGUCGGUUGUUCAGACCAUCGUUAUCCAUCUCGUGGAUGAUCAUGUAGGAAAGGAGGAUCAUGUAUGCAUCGUCUCUACGGCCAUGCCUUGUGGAUCGUCCUUGCCAAAUCAUAACAUGAUGCUUGCCCUGACGCGCGCUCGAUACGGUUUGUACGUUGUGGGCCAAUCCUCUCUCAUGCAAAAAGCGGGCUGGGACAUUUUCAUUGAUUAUAUGAGAGAAAACGAUCUAUGUUCUUCCUCAUUGCGGUUACGAUGUCAGAAACACCGGAAACAACUCCUCCAGGCUGGUCACUGGAAACAUUUUGCCGAGGCCAAAAACGGUGGAUGUCAGGAAAUAUGCAAUACGAUCCUCGAUUGUGGGCAUGUCUGCAAAGAGGCGUGUCAUCAUUUGCCACAUUCUCUGCUUACAUGUAAAAAAUACUGCGAACGACCUCGUUUUAAAGGCUGCACGCACUCUUGUCCGAACAAAUGCUUUGAGUGUGAAAAACGAAAACAAGGAUGCCCUCCUUGUCGCCAUCAAGCGGUGUUGACGUUACCAUGCGGCCACACGCGUUCAGGGCCUUGUUAUACCUUGUACACCUCCGAACCGGCGGUUUGCGACGUAAUUGUGGAGUGCGCCCUUCCUUGUGGACAUAAGCGUAUGGUGGAAUGCCAUAAAGCCACUUCUCCCGAAGCGGCUUCCAGUCUUCGAUGCUCAGAGAUAGAAUUCGUCACGCUUGAUUGCACACACGUGGUGCAAACGACCUGUGGUUUUCGACCUUUAUGUACGGAGCCUUGCUCUGUGACAUUGGAGUGUGGUCAUUCUUGCAAGCAAAAGGUUUCUUGUUUGCGGACAUUAUUGUGGCAAAGUCUUUCAAAAGGAUGUCGCAGUGCGGACGAACAUACCGAUCAAUGCUUGGAGACAUGUCAGCACCGAUGUUUCCAUGGAUAUAAAUGCGGUCGUUACUGCUGGCAAGUGUGCAGUCCCUGUCUCCAACCAUGCCCCAAUGUCUGCCCGCACGAACAAUGCACAAAGAAAUGCUAUGAGGCAUGUGACCGCCGACCGUGUAAUAAAAGUUGUACAAAGACUUUACCAUGCUCACAUAAAUGUUCGGGGCUGUGUGGUGAACCAUGUCCUCCUUGCAAAAAGUGUCAGCCUCACUUGCAGUGCAGUAUUUCUCUUCGCACUCUUGCCGAGUUUGAGGAAAACGAAAACAUUUAUAUGCUACCUGAAUGUGGUUGUGUCUUUUCGGUUGAAUCGCUGGAUACCUAUUUUGUCACGCAAGUGAAGAACGGGAAGCACAAUGCUAUUCGCCUUUGGCAGUGUCCUGCUUGUCAAACGCCGAUCUAUACAGCACUACGAUAUAAUAAAUAUGUCAAGACUGAGAUCGAGCUAGUCAAUACCAUCAAAUCGCAACAGGAGAAGCGACGACAACUUUUAACGCGAUCGGAAAAGGAGGGCAUUAUUCAGGCCAUGAACGAGGAAACACGCAGCGGAAGAUAUAGUGUAGUGGGUGGACGAUGGUUCGUAUGUGAGAACCGACAUCCUUACUUCAUUGGUGACUGUGGAGGUGCGACAGAGAUAUCCAGAUGUCCUCAAUGUGACGUUCUCAUUGGUGGCGUUGACCAUAAAGUAGUGGAAUCUAACCGGUUCUACGGAGAGUUUGACGGCUGUGAUAAACCCGCAUGGCCAGGUCAACCGGGAAAUCAGUAG
Molecule: messenger RNA, 4212 nt
Organism: Radiomyces spectabilis
Lineage: Eukaryota; Fungi; Mucoromycota; Mucoromycetes; Mucorales; Radiomycetaceae
Product: P-loop containing nucleoside triphosphate hydrolase protein
Exons: 13
Coding region: 1-4212 (1403 amino acids)
Biological process (GO): regulatory ncRNA-mediated heterochromatin formation
Cellular component (GO): nuclear RNA-directed RNA polymerase complex
Source: RefSeq, a predicted model, not a curated record